Molecule: messenger RNA, 534 nt
Organism: Oreochromis aureus
Lineage: Eukaryota; Metazoa; Chordata; Actinopteri; Cichliformes; Cichlidae
Product: homeobox protein goosecoid-2
Exons: 3
Coding region: 1-534 (177 amino acids)
Biological process (GO): regulation of transcription by RNA polymerase II
Cellular component (GO): nucleus
Molecular function (GO): DNA-binding transcription factor activity, RNA polymerase II-specific; RNA polymerase II cis-regulatory region sequence-specific DNA binding
Source: RefSeq, a predicted model, not a curated record
AUGGAGAGGCAGAAGUUUCCCUUUACUAUUGAGAACAUCCUGAAGUAUCCAAGCAGCAGUGGAGAUAAACGGUCCUACGGAGCGAGUGGUCUUGGCUUAAAAGAGAAGACGGUGAGUCCUGCUGGAGGCCAAACAGAGGCGGUUCAUCAUGCCUGCCUGUGCUGCUGCUACUGCUCCCACUGUGCUGACAUACUCCAGCCUGACUUCAUCCACGAAGCUUGUCAGUAUGGCUGGAACCCAGCAAUCCUCUCAGAUUCGUGCAGGCUGGGAGACACUCACAGGGAGGAGCAGUCACCCACUCAGCUGCAGAGGCGAACCCGGCGUCACCGGACCAUUUUCACCGAGGAACAGCUGGAUGCACUGGAGGAGCUGUUCCUGCAGAACCAGUACCCAGACGUGAACACAAGAGAGAAACUCGCACAGCGCACUCACUUAAGAGAAGAGAGAGUGGAGGUUUGGUUUAAAAACAGAAGAGCCAAGUGGAGACGUCAGAAAAGACUUUCAUUUGUUGUGGGAAACACAGAAAAAAACUAA